AUGUCAAUAAUAUCUGCUGAUUUCGAAAAUAAUAAGACUGCACUUCCUAACUCAAUAAUUACAUCUGAAAAUUUUGAGGACAUGGAUGUAGUUAUUAACACAGGAUUAGUUCCUUUGGAACUGUUCAAAGAAAAUGAUGCACUCAAUAGUAGUCCAAUUAUUAUUCAAGUUCCUUCAGAUAAUGACUUGUUUCAAAUUCCUACUGCAGAUCAAACACCAGAUAUGGAUUAUAUUUUACCAGACAUGGAUAAUUAUUUAUUACCAGCUAUGGAGUCGGUUUAA
This is a messenger RNA of Macrosiphum euphorbiae (potato aphid), 282 nucleotides long. NCBI's taxonomy places the organism in Eukaryota, Metazoa, Arthropoda, Insecta, Hemiptera, Aphididae. The record is from the annotation of a GenBank genome assembly.